CUGCAUGAGCUCCUUAAAGGACAAAGGUAACAGAGCGAGCGAGAGAGCUAGAAGGAAGACUUUGACUUUAAACCACAGAAUUGGUCGAAGUGUGUGCUACGCUGCUGCUGCUACUGCCACCGCUGUUCCGGCUCCCGUUCCUGCACCCGCUCCUGCUCUUGCUUUUGGUUGGUUUCAGAGCUCCCGGGUCCGGGAAGGUAGUGAGCUAACGCCGAAGAGCGGCGCUGGCUUGCAGCCGAGGUCGCUCAGGAUGGGCUCCGGGAGCCAGGCGCUGUCCAUGGUCCCAGCGGUUCCAGCCCUGACUCCUGCUGGGCUGCCUGUGUGGGCGCAGAACGACACUGAGCCCAUAGUCCUGGAGGGCAAGUGUUUGGUGGUAUGCGACUCCAAUCCGGCUACAGACGCCAAGGGCUCUUCCUCAUCUCCCCUUGGGAUCUCAGAUCGGGCAGCCAACUCCAGUGCCUUCUCCGCCGUGAGGAGCACCAACCACGAGCCAUCGGAGAUGAGCAACAAGACACGCAUUAUUUACUUCGAUCAGAUCCUAGUAAAUGUGGGCAAUUUUUUCACAUUGGAGUCUGUCUUUGUAGCACCAAGGAAAGGAAUUUACAGUUUCAGUUUUCAUGUAAUCAAAGUCUAUCAGAGCCAAACAAUCCAGGUUAAUCUGAUGCUAAAUGGAAAACCAGUAAUUUCUGCAUUCGCCGGAGACAAGGAUGUUACACGUGAAGCUGCUACUAAUGGAGUCCUACUCUACCUAGAUAAAGAGGAUAAGGUUUACCUGAAACUGGAGAAAGGUAAUCUGGUUGGAGGAUGGCAGUAUUCUACGUUUUCUGGCUUUCUGGUAUUCCCCCUAUAAAGUCUGAUUUCUCUGUGACAUCCAUCCAGGUGUGGAGCAGCCAAUUUCCUCUGUUAUUUGAAGAUCAUUUUUAUCGUCAUUGGAUUGAUGUUUCUUAUUGGUUUCUCAUGGGUGAAUAUGGAUUCUCUUUAAGGCUCUGGGGCCUGUCUGAACCAGUAGGAAGUUUCACGGAAUUUUUGUGUGUUUAAGUAUAUAUGGACUGAGAUUUUAAGCAGACAAUCCAUAUCUAUGCUUAUGUUAACAGUCAGAAGCUGCUUGCAAGAUUUAUUCAGAAUUUCAUUGACUGGACUUACCAGAGUCAUGGGAGGUGUGGAAUUUCAUGGUUUUAAAAGGACUGGCAACCAGGUCUAUAAAUUAGGACAAUUUGCAUUCCGACUUCAAUCAAGAAUUCGUGUCUUGCUGCCAAAGAACUGUUUAUUGAUCUGUUGGUUCUAUUUGUUUUUUUUCUUUUUUCCAAACUUUGUUUUGUUCUCCUGAGAUAACUGGCAAUUGUUAUUCAAUGACUGGUUUUGUGUCUUCUCUACAUGUAGAGUGUUGGAUGACUGACCCAUAUUUGUACCCUGAAUCAGUGAUCACAAAUACGACAGUUCUAAGAGGGAAAAGGGGGAUGCAUCAUAGUUGUAUUUUAAUUGUAUACAUGAAAGAUUCAUAUUUUCCAAGUUAUAUUUUAUAAUAUCAAGAAUAGAUCAUAAGUCUGACAAAGGAAAAAAUGUUGCUUACCCAUGUUCUGAGUGAUCAAUCCACAAGCCUUGGCAAAAUUAUGCUCCUCUGCAGGAAAUUGUAUACAUUAUUGUUCAACUUUAAUUAACAUGAUUGAUAAUAACCACUUUAUUAAAAGCCUAAGGGAUUUUUUCCUUAGACACAACCACUUUAUUAGGAGGAGAUGAGAUCCCCUUGUUUUUAAUUAUGUCUAUUUUUCAAACCUUCAGUUGUGUUCUAGGUAUCAUCUGGUUUUGCCUUAACUCCUCAAAUUGUAUAUACUUGUAGAUCAUAUGUUUAGCUAAUAUUAAAUCUAAGUAUCCCAUAUCUAAACUUGGUGCAAUAUCUCCUUGUCUUUUGUACAGGUCAUAUGAGUUCAUUCAUUUAUUUAUUAUGUCACUGUUCACAGAAUAAAGGUCAAUAUAUGUUA
This is a messenger RNA of Dromiciops gliroides (monito del monte), 1979 nucleotides long. RefSeq names its product cerebellin 4 precursor (gene CBLN4). Gene Ontology annotation, molecular function: protein binding. Lineage: Eukaryota; Metazoa; Chordata; Mammalia; Microbiotheria; Microbiotheriidae. The record is from RefSeq and is a predicted model, not a curated record.